Molecule: messenger RNA, 1023 nt
Organism: Arachis ipaensis
Lineage: Eukaryota; Viridiplantae; Streptophyta; Magnoliopsida; Fabales; Fabaceae
Source: RefSeq, a predicted model, not a curated record
AUGAGCAAGCAAGGAAUAGCUGUGGAUCCUGCUAAGGUAGAAGCAGUAAUGAAUUGGGAGCGACCAACUUCAGUGACAGAGAUCAGGAGUUUCCUAGGAUUGGCGGGGUAUUAUUGGAGAUUCAUUAAGGGAUUUUCACAGCUCGCCUUACCUUUAACUAAGUUAACUAGGAAGAAUACGCCUUUUAUCUGGACUUCAGAGUGUGAGGAGAGUUUUCAAGUAUUGAAGCAAAGAUUGACUACUGCACCCGUGUUGGUAUUGCCUGAACCAAGUGAACUGUUUGAAGUGUAUUGUGAUACAUCAUUAAAGGGAAAAGCGAACGUUGUGGCGGACACCGUGAGUCGGAAGCCUUUGUAUGCAGCUUGGAUGAUGCUGCGAGAAGAAGAGUUACUAAAAGCAUUUCAAGGUUUGAAACUGGGAGUUAGGAAAGAAUCUGGAAUUUUGUGUUUGAGUCAGUUACAAAUUUCAAGUGACUUUAAAUUAGAACUUCUGAAGGCUCAUCGAGAUGGUGAAGCAUUACGUAAAGUAUUGCCAGUGAUUGAGCAAGGAAAACAGUGGAGAGUGUCAGAAGAUAAGAAUGGUUUAUGGAGGUUCAAGAACCGAAUUAUUGUUCCAGAUGUCGGAGACCUGUGGCAAGAGACCGUCGGGAACCCUUCAGCUUUUAGAGAUUCCACAAUGGAAAUAGGAGAGUAUUGUAAUGGAUUUUGUGACAGGUGCACAAUGGAAGAAUUGGCUCGAAUGUACAUCAAAGAGAUUGUCAGAUUGCAUGGCGUUCCUUCUACCAUUAUAUCUGACAGGGAUCCUCGUUUCAUAUCAAGAUUCCAGGGAGUCUUUCAGCAUGCAUUUGGGACUCAGUUAAGUUUGAGUACUGUAUAUCACCCUCAGACAGAUGGUCAAUCAGAGAGAACUAUCCAGACUUUGGAGGAUAUGCUAAGAGCUUGUGUCUUAGACCAGCCAGCGAGCUGGGAUCGAUGCAGGUCAAAAGGCACCUCACUAGGCGUCUGGACUUCUGAAGCGAAGUAG